Molecule: messenger RNA, 1038 nt
Organism: Aspergillus campestris IBT 28561
Lineage: Eukaryota; Fungi; Ascomycota; Eurotiomycetes; Eurotiales; Aspergillaceae
Exons: 2
Coding region: 49-1038 (329 amino acids)
Molecular function (GO): methyltransferase activity
Source: RefSeq, a predicted model, not a curated record
CUCACCACAGACACGACUCUCAUUGUUGGCGGCCGCACUCACGACAGAAUGACCGACCCGGCAACGAGAAUCCUUGAUAUUAGUCGGGGAGCCAUGAAAGGCGACCUCCGAACGGAAAUCAUAGAGGGUCUCCAGGCUGACCCAGCCCAGCUACCCUCGUUGCUCUUGUGGGAUGAUGAGGGUCUGCGGCUGUUCAACCGCCUGGUCCAGUCCGAGUCCUAUUAUCUCGGGGGUAAGGAGGGAGAGAUCUUGAGGAAACAUGUAGCGGCCAUCACGGCGCAAGUUCCGUCGGGGGCGGUGAUCAUCGAAUUGGGAUGUGGGCAACGGCGCCGCGCCGUCUCCUACUUAGCGCUUGAUGUCUCAGCCCAGGAACUGUCCGCCAGCGUAGACGCCUUGGAGCAGGAGUUUGAGGGCGCUGCCUUCGUUGACAUCCGUGGGCUACAUGGGACAUACGACGACUGCGUCCACUGGAUUUCCCAAGGCGCAUCCCUCGGCAAAGAUGUCAUCUUCCUCUGGAUGGGAAACAGUAUGACCAACGGAGGCUUCGACAGCGCGCAGGCCGUCUUGCGAGACGCGGCGGUUGCUUGUAAGCGCAACGGACUCGGGGUCCAAUUCCUUGUCUCGUGCGAUGCGUGCCAGGACCCAGUGCGCCUCAUGGACGCGUAUGACGUGGCUGUGCCGCACCACCGGGACUUCAUUCUCCAUGGGUUAGAAAACGCCAAUCGGGUGCUAGGGCGGCCUGUCUUUCAGCCGGCCGACUGGACCGCCCACGCACAGUAUGAUGCAAAGCACAGUAUGGUCGACGUCUCCUACAUGCCGAUACGGGAGCUAGUCUUCCACGUGGAAGAUGGACGGCCCCCGGUGUCAUUGCAACCAGGUGCUAAGGUCCGCGCCAUCACAAGCGGGAAAUGGUCCCCUCAGCAAAUGGACGCGGUGGCCCGCGGCGCACACUUGCAGGUCGAGCAGACAUGGAUGGAUGACGAACAAAUCUACGGUAGGUGGGAGGACAUCCUCGGCGGCCUGGACGACACACGCUAA